Messenger RNA from Sphaerodactylus townsendi, 3875 nucleotides. RefSeq names its product zinc finger protein 576-like. Lineage: Eukaryota; Metazoa; Chordata; Lepidosauria; Squamata; Sphaerodactylidae. Bases 795 to 1532 code for a protein of 245 amino acids. Gene Ontology annotation, molecular function: DNA-binding transcription factor activity; RNA polymerase II cis-regulatory region sequence-specific DNA binding. The record is from RefSeq and is a predicted model, not a curated record. The transcript is spliced from 3 exons. Gene Ontology annotation, biological process: regulation of transcription by RNA polymerase II.
AAUCGGUAUCCCCCCCUUCUCCACAGAUACCACUCUGCAGUUUCCCAGGUUGAAGCUGACAGCCUGAUAUACUGCGAUUUGGCUGCAAGAUGCUUUUGCCAGGCGUGGGAGGUGUGUCGUUCUUUUCAGAGUGCAAUGAGAAAAGAAGUCCCAUAUACCAACACAAAGCCACCUUUGUUUGUUUGUUUAUUUAACACGUGUGUUGCCCUUUCCUUCACAGACUCAGGGUGGCUUCCAACAUAUAAUAAACAAUAAAAUAAUAAAUUAUAUUACAGUUAAAAUCUCAGAUUUGUCAAGGUUCACGUUGACUCCCCCUGGCUGGCAGUGGGUUUCCAGCAGUUUCCCCGUCGCCUACUGACUGGCCCUCUGAACUGUUGCGAAUUGUAUCCAGGGCCUUCUGUGUGCAAUGUGUGUUUCAGCCACUGAGCCACAGCCCCAUCCCAGAGUGGAAGGAUCAACUGGGAGGCCUUUUAUUUCUGGAUAACCCUUUAGAUGCAGUAGGGAGGCAAUUUUUGGAAAAAAAGUCCCCUGCUGAUUUUUCCUGAUUGUGGACUUAUACAAAGCAAAAAUAAUCCUAUGAGUUACUAGCCAACUGGAUACAUGUUUUACAGCCUGCUUGCCCAUGGAAGUGCAUGGCUGUAUUAAAAGAGGAAGACUUUCCAGUUUGCAGGGGUAUUCCAGUCUGUAGUGCAGUUGUUAAGGAAAAUUAGUACAUUGUGUUUGGGCCUGCAGUGGGGUUAUAAGAGAAGGCUCUUUUGCUCACUGUCCCCAUUGGCUUCAUUUCUGUAGAAAUAAUGGCUGAACCUGCUACGGUAAACAAGUCGCCGUUGGCUGAACAUCUUACAAAGGUGCCAAUCCAUGAUGGACUAAGUGAUCUACCAACCCGGGAGCAGCUGCCAACUUGUAAGCUAGAACCUGUCCGCAUAGAGGAAGAGGAGAGCCCAGCAACAGUGUUGCCAGUCUGCCCAAACACACACAAGGGCAAAGAAUCCUCCAGCAGCAGCAGCACUAUCUACAGCUUGGGUGCAAACCAGUGCUUUCACUGCCUGAUCACAUUUCCGGAUGAGAAAUUCAAGGAACGGCACAUGAAGCGGGAACACCCGGAGGAUUUUGUCCAAGCCAACUUGCGUGAUGCCCUUUUUGUCUGCUUUAUCUGCAACAAGGGCUUUGAGAGCUCACGUACGCUCAUCUGUCACCAGCGUGGCCACGCCCCCACUCUUCCCUCUGACUGCACGGACUGCGUACGCCCUACAUUUGACUGUAUUGACUGCGGCCGCCGCUUUGGCCAGUUGGCCAACUACCAGCGUCACCGCCUGGGCCAUGCGGCUGGCCACAGCCUGCCCCACCAGUGCCCAGACUGUGGCAAGAGCUUCCGUCAACUGUCGAACUUGCGUCGGCACCAAGCCUUCCAUCAGCAGACACAGGAGCUGCUCCCCUCCCGUCCCUUUUCCUGCAUGGAGUGCGGGGAGAGUUUUAAUCAAGAGGCUGGGCUUCAUGAACACUACAUCCGCCAUGCCCGGGGAGAGCUCUAGCGAGAGGUGUGGCUAUGUGCCUCAGUUUCCUGAGUGUGGAUGGAGGCAUGAAGACCAUGUGCACUACUGCGUGAGGAGCAAAACUGGAGGGCUCAGAAAGAAGUCAGAAAGGGGUCUUUCCCAACAGGAAGGGGAAGGCACCCCAAAUUCCAGGAAAUGCUCGAACUGGUUGUGCCUCAGUGAUGAAGAAUGGCUGGUUCAGGAGGACACGUCAAAGAAGCAUUUUCCACAGUAGGAAAUGCUGCCUCUGUAGUCUGAGCACAGAUUGGAGAACAGGUGAUGGAAAGGGUGUGAGCUGUCUUUCCUUUCUUUUAGGAGGAACAGACUGCAUUCCAUCCAUCUGAAGUUGUUUGGCCAAGAGGCUAAGAAGCCCUUUGAGUAGCUCUCGUCUGGUACAUUGCAUUUCCGAUGGUCAUCUGCUGGGAAUGCCACAGGCUGCUUGGGGGUCUGGUUUGUAGAGCAUUUCCCUUUCCAUCCAGGUGGAGAAAGAAAAGUCUCAGCAUGCAGGUACAGAGGAAAGCAAGGACUGCGUGUCCUUCCUGUGUCCUGGUUGUCCCAGGCUCACGUGGCAUUUGAUAUAGGGAAUUCAGUUCUAUUGAGAGUGUUUAUGGCGGUAGAGGAAAAAACAUGAAACCAUGGCAGUGGUAGGGCUAGUGAUAUUGCAGGAAUCACAGACCAAGUAGAAUUUCUAGGUCGGGGUUUAUAUUUCUCUGUAUUGCUCCCUGCCCCUCCCUAAGACUGUCUGAAAUGGCAUAAGUUUUGUGGGGAAGUAAAAUGUCCUCGCUUUGCUUGGAUGCAAUGUCCUGGUUGUAGAUUCCUGAGCCUUACAGGAUUUAGGACAUUAAGAGUCCUGAUUAUCAUUUUCUGAAGCAGGGUCCCUAUAUACACAGUCUUCUAUCAAGGCCUGGGGUUUCGAACCAGUGCCUUCAAAUUCUGGGUAUCACUGAUACUGACUCUCGUGCUUUAUGUGAGACCGUGUGGCAAGUGUGACCUUUCUUCCAAUAUAAAUUCCUUUUUACAGGGUUAGGAAUCUCUUGUGUUCCUGAUGCUCGAUCACAUCUAGCAUCUUAUCCAGAAUGUUUGCUGAUAAUGUGUGUCUCAUCUUUGAUACAGAUUGCUCUCCUUCCUGGUACAGUAUGUGAGCCACCCUGUUUCAUCUGGCACAAACAGCAAACAUCCAUUUUUGUUCCUAGAAUCUUAAGACAAAGAAUGAUCCAUAUAUUCACUAAUAGCUUCUAAAAUGACCUUAAUACUGAGUCAGUCUGCCUUAUGAUUCCCUCCCCCCCCCUAAUCCUCCCCCUCCCAAUAUCAUAUGCUGGGUGACAGAGACGCACUGUAAUUUUUAAAAUACAUCUUCUCCAUUUCUCGUCCUCAUGGAUGCAGAAAUUGGUUUGAAAAUGGCUAUAGCACUUCUAAUAGGCGAGGCAAAUUCUGUUCAGUAUUGCCUCAUAUCCCGUAUCAGUGGAGGGUUAGCACUUUCAAGAUGAUUGUUCCACAGGUUGAGUAUGAGGGUCAGGUGUCCUCCGGCAUCCAUCUUUGUAGAAUUGGUGUAUGAAUCACCCUGGUGCUGUGUCAUGCAGAUUUAUCGCCUCCCCUGUAGCAUGUGAACUGUUUGCUGAACCGGCAGCGUACUCCACAACGUGUCCGAGUUUCUUUUUGCACUCAGACACCCCAUAAUGUUGAGUUUGCUGUUGCUUCAUUGGGCGAGUGUCUGCAAGGAUCUCUGGGAAUUGUAGUUUUUGUGGGGAGGGAGGUUCUCCAGCACUAUGCCCAGUCUGCAUUCUUCAAAAUUUGUUGGGCUGAACAAAGAGGACAAAGCUGGCUCUGAGACUCUGGGGGUGUUUUAUGUAUCCGCAAACAGAGCAUGGGAAAGAAAAUAGCGGUUGAGACAUUAAUUCUGUAAAUAAAAAUUUAUUUUUUCUGCCUUUGUGUGAACGUAUACAUGGCCUGUUUUGUGGCCGCCCCACGAGGCAGUGAAUUAAUGCUCCACAUCACCCACUGACCUUAAUUGGCUGUGUAAGAAUUUGAACCCAUGUUCUUGCAGCUGAAUGCCUGGGUCUGCUGCCCCAUUUAACACAAUACUGUCUAUACCAGUUCUCACGAAGAGACCUUUUCUAGCUCUGAAAUCCUCUUGAAUGGGACAUGCCAGAGAUUGGAACAGAGGGCCUCUGCAUGUGAACCGCAAUGCCAGGGGUUCCCCAACGUGGUGCCCAUGAGCCCCUAUGGUACCUGCCAAUACUUUUCCUUGUGCCUGCCAAGCAGAGGUGUAUCUAGGGCAGUGAUGGCGAACCUUUUUGAGACCGAGUGCCCAAAUUGCAACCCAAACUGCACUUAUUUAUCGCA